AAGUUCCCAGGUACACCAUUGUGCAUCCCAACAUUCCGGUAUAAUUUCCCCGCAGACAAUAAAACCAAUCCACCACACCAGUAUCAUCUACCAAUUCGGAAAAGAAAAGGUCGCAAAAAUCAUGACGGUCGAAAGCCGGGAGAAAGUUACCCCGGCCCGCCCGCGGUUAGGUGCUUCGACGCCGGAAGAUAAGCCCACCGCCGCAACCACCGACUGGACCGCCGGCUGCUGGACCGCGCGGGUCCUUGAGAAGCCCGAAGUCCCCGUCCAGGAGACGAAGCAGAAGCAGUCCAACAUCACCCGCAACAAGAACGACUACUACUGGAUCCUGGGGUUCUACCUGCUGUUUUUCGUCCUCUCUCGGCUCCAGUGGCCCACGCACCUGAAAACCACCGUGCGCGAUCGGGAGUACCUGAUCGAGGAGAUGAACAGCCUGUCCGUGUUCGGUCCGUUACCGGACCCGCGAAACGGGGACUGGAACCAGCUCUGGUUCCUCUAUUUCCUGCAGACCGCGCUCGCGAUCCCGGUCGUCGUUGCGUGCACCUGGGUGGUGAUGUUCGGGUACGACCGCGUCUGCGGAUGUCGUGCCACUCGCGGGUCCACUACCACCGGUCCGACGCUCUUGUUCCAGCUGAAAACCAUCGCGGUCAACUGCUGCCUGUUCCUGCCCCUGGCCGACACCCUCGCGGUGUACCUGGUGCACAAGGGCGCGUUCAAGACCUUUGUCCAGGACUGUCCGCACACCUAUCAAAAGGAAAAAUCCCCCCUCCCCAUAUCGAAAACGAAAUUUGUGUUGCUGUAUUUGUGUAAGAACUGCACGCAGAUCGUAAGCCUAAGGAGGGGGGGGCUCUUGGUGUAGGGGCCUAGCAUGGCAGGCGUCUGCCCUAUAGGCCUUGCAGCAUUACAAAGCGCCUGCAUACCCUGGCGGAGUCUCUGAGUUUGCCCUCUUGCAAGAGAGACAGGAUUUGUGGCCACAAAUCAGCAUCGCAAAUCUUUAGAAACAUAGACACUUCUUCAGUAUGGGGAGGGGGGAUUUUUCGUCUCAAUAACACCGCGAUGGACUUCUUCGGGGUUUUCUCUUUGAACCCGACGGACCACUUUUACGUCUACCACCUCCGGGACGCGCUGCUCUGGGCCCUGGGGUUCGAGCUGUGCUGGUACUUCCAGCACCGGGGGAUGCACGACAACAAGUUCCUGUGGAAGUUCGGCCACGAGUAUCACCACCAGUGGCGCAAGCCCGAGCACAUGAUGGGCGUCACCAACUUCGCGUUCGACCAUGUGGUGGAGGUUUGGGUUACCAUGAGCAGCAGUUUCAUUGUACCACACAGAGAAAAAGCUGGCGUAUCAGAGGACUUGUUGUAUAUGUGUGGAAUACCAUGAAUAGAAGACAGGGCAGAUGUUCCUUCGUCGAUAGCAUGUUGUUUGAGCUCAUUUGCAAUAUACUUUUAUACGAAUUUUUGGCUUAUAGUUGUUUUUGCAUGUUGUAGUUGACAGCGCAUCUGCUAUGCUAGCUUUUUUCUCUGGGAUACAUCCCGAUGCUGUUCUUUCCCAUCCAUCUGUGGACCAUGCGGAUCGUGGGUUUUUUCUACAUGAUCCUCGCGGUGCUGGCCCACUGGGACGGGUUUGCCAUGCGGUACCACCUGAACCACCACUACUUGGUGGUGAAAAACUACGGUAGCCACGUGCCGAUCUUCGACAUGUUCUUCGGUACCUACCAGCCAAACUCGUUUUUUCCGACCUGCGAAAAGCACUGGUAUCCGGGGUUCAAACCGGAAGGUCGAACGGGUAUCAAAUGUUGCAAAAAUGUCUGGGUCUGGAAAGUCGCAACUUGUCAUGCCGUCUUCGGAUUCGAAAAAAAUUUGUGUUGCAUGACCAGCAAGGGGAGUCGACUUUGUGCUACGCGGAGAGGGCAUUUGUCAUGCAGUAUACGCAUCAGAAACAGCGAGCCCUCAAAAAGUCUGUGAUGCUAGGGCAUGCAUCACAGACGUCAUGGGUCAUGCAAAAUGUGCAUGGCAAGUCUUGCACUAUUCCAGACCCAGACAUAUUUGCAAUCCAUAACGGGGGGAAACGACCAAAAUGCGAACGACAAAGGCCAGGAGGGGACCACCAGGAAGGAGACUGCAAAGGAACAAUAAGGAAGGCCGCUUGCGAUGUCUCCCCAUGCAUAGUUUUACUGAUUUCAAUCAUCGUCAAUUUUCAAUAGUGUUUGUCGAGUAAGUCGAUUGUAUCAGUGCUAUGAUUCAUAGCAACAGUUUUCGGAAGUCGCGCAAAGUGCGUGAACUUCUGGGUAUUAUUUGCAUUGUCACGACGUUUUCUACUUGAAUGCGGUACUCGUUCCCUGGAGGGAGUCGUUUUCCCGAUUUCUCAUGGCCUCGACAAGGCUUCUCAAGUACAUUCUCGCAAGAGCACCUUGCUUUCCAUGCUGUUGCUUGCAUCCCCAUUCUACUGCGUAUAAACUUUUUCUCGUGACGAAGAUAAGGUGUCAAAUUGAAAGUUUCACUAGUGAAAAAUCAGUUUGCCUAGAGUUACUACAUACAAUAGUUCCGCAGCGAUCUACACAGUCACACCAACGGGUCCUCAAAGUGAUUAUUCUAUGUGGACAGUACAAUUCUUUUUAUUUUUUCUCUCAGCUUCAGCACCAGCAGAGCUACAAUAUUU
This is a messenger RNA of Amoebophrya sp. A120, 2658 nucleotides long. Lineage: Eukaryota; Dinophyceae; Syndiniales; Amoebophryaceae. The record is from the annotation of a GenBank genome assembly.